Enhydra lutris kenyoni (northern sea otter) is the source of this 1754-nucleotide messenger RNA. Its product is annotated as glutathione S-transferase alpha 4. Gene Ontology annotation, molecular function: glutathione transferase activity. NCBI's taxonomy places the organism in Eukaryota, Metazoa, Chordata, Mammalia, Carnivora, Mustelidae. The record is from RefSeq and is a predicted model, not a curated record. Bases 610 to 1278 code for a protein of 222 amino acids. Gene Ontology annotation, biological process: xenobiotic metabolic process; glutathione metabolic process. The transcript has 6 exons.
GGACCCGGGGCGGGGUGGGGAGAAGCUACCGCAGCCUGGACCGGGGACGCGCAUUUUGCAGACAAUAGUAUCGCUCGGCCCGUCCACCUCCCCGUUGCUGUGAUAACCAAGUAAGAUGUUGCUGUGAGAGCGUGAAUUCUUGCAAGGGUUCCGAAGGGUGCACACUUCCGCGCGGCCCCCCGCGUCUUGCCUCUCCAGCCCGAAUCUGGAAAAUUUUAAAUUUUCAAGGUCAAAGUAUAUGAUGUUCUGAAUCUAUGAAGUAUCUUACUGCUGGCACAAAUGUCUGUAUAACCAAUGUCCCCAGCUUCCCAAGAUCCAGAAUAAGGAAUCAUAAGUAGACACGGUAUGAAAACCAAGGUGGUUGUUUCUUUUAAUAUUUGGAAAUGGUGGUAGGUUUUUAUGGAGUGAGGGAAAACGCAGUCAUUUAAAAAAAAAAAAAAAACGAAAACCCCCACCAAAAACCGAUUUCCUGUGCCAAAAUCCUGAAUAUUCAUUUAGCCUGAAGACAGGACACAAGACUGCUCGUUUAGGAGGAGCUGCGCAUUUGGUUUUUGUUUUGUUUUGGUUUUGUUUGUUUUUGGUUUUUUCCAGAAAGCCUGAAAGGCCAUCAUGGCAGCGAAGCCCAAACUCCACUAUCCUAAUGGAAGAGGCCGGAUGGAAUCCGUAAGAUGGGUUUUAGCUGCCGCCGGAGUCGAGUUUGAUGAAGAAUUCUUAGAAACAAAAGAACAGUUGCAGAAGUUGCAGGAUGGUAACCACCUGCUGUUCCAACAAGUGCCAAUGGUUGAAAUUGACGGGAUGAAGCUGGUGCAGACCCGAAGCAUCCUUCACUACAUAGCAGAUAAACACCACCUCUUCGGCAAGGACCUCAAGGAGAGAACCCUGAUUGACAUGUACGUGGAGGGAACACUAGAUCUGCUGGAAUUGAUUAUCAUGCAUCCUUUUCUAAAACCAGAUGACCAACAAAAGGAAGUGGUUAACAUGGCCCAGAAGGCUAUAAUUAGAUACUUUCCUGUGUUUGAAAAGGUUUUAAGAGAUCAUGGGCAAAGGUUUCUCGUUGGUAACCAGCUGAGCCUUGCAGAUGUGAUUCUACUACAAACUAUUUUGGCUCUAGAAGAGAAAAUCCCCAAUAUCCUGUCUGCGUUUCCUCAUCUCCAGGAGUUUACAGUGAAAAUAAGUAAUAUCCCUACAAUUAAGAAAUUUCUGGAACCUGGCAGCAAGAAGAAGCCUCCUCCCGAUGACAUCUACGUGAGAACCGUCUACAACAUCUUUAUGCCAUAAAACAUCACGUACAUCUGUGAGUGAGAGCUAGCGCCUAGAGAUUUCUGUGUCCACAGUAGAAUCUUAAUUGAUGCCCUGAUCCCAGCUCUGUCAUGGUGCUAUGUAUAACCUUUCCUUAGUUGGGUCUUUCAUUCCGAGAUCUUUUCUAGAAACAUUCAUUGACCUUUUGUUUUGUCUGGUGAAUAAUUGUUAACACCGCUUUUUCCUGAAAAGCCUUUUCGGAGAGGCUGGCAUUUCAGUUAGAUCUGAUGUGGUGACUCAUUUCCUAACAACUAGGCUGGGCAGGACCUUGUGUUCUCCCUUGAGCUUCUUUCCCCCUUCUUCUUAUCCCUUUCUAAAAGCCCUCCAGUCUCUUCCUGAUUUUUGGUGUUUAAUGACAACAGAAUAUCUAGUGAAUAAUUCUUCUCAGCUAUAAUACAUCUGUGGUAGUAAUGAAGGCAGUCAAUAUUAGCCAAAAUAAAGAAUUUACAAAUCAC